AUGAGGACUUUCUUAUGGCAAGUUUUGGAUAUUGUCAGUGGUCAUGAGUCGUGGUCGUCUUAUCGAAGGAUGUGCGUGUCUAAGUGUCUUCGCUGCGUGGGUGUGGCCUUGGUUGCCCUGGCGAUCGUGUGCAUCGUGGCCAACUUGUUGCUGCUGCUGCCGGAGCUGAAGCUUCACUUCCUGUUGGAGGGUCAUGUGACCAGAGAGGCCUCAUGGGCCACGGGACUCUGGAGCUCCGGACUCCUGAUCAUGCUUGGCGCGCGAGCAUUUUUGCAGAGCAGCCAGACGACAGGAUGCUGCGCUUUCAGAACUCAGAUGCUACGUCAGGCGAUGUACUCCUGCGCGUGUCUGCUGUCUUCUGCGUUUUGUUGCCUCGUGAGCGUCACAGGGCUGGUCCAAGGUCCACUUUGUCUCUACAACGCCACAAGUGGACCAACCUGGGGCGUGCCGCUUAAACCCACCGCCGACAGGGAUGCCGGAUACCUGUACAACAUAAGUAUGUGGUCAGGUGUAUGUUUGGAGCCCAGGGGUGUGGUCCAGUGGAAUCUAGUUCUCUUCAGCGUACUAGGGGGCGCCAGUGGGCUGCAGGCACUCCUUUGCGCCGCAAACCUCAUCAACACCUUGCUUGGCGUCCUCCUGGGACGUGGGCCAAGUGACCACAAGGUGAGACCAUCAUUGUCAAUCCAUAAAUAA
Nerophis lumbriciformis (worm pipefish) is the source of this 693-nucleotide messenger RNA. The record is from RefSeq and is a predicted model, not a curated record. Lineage: Eukaryota; Metazoa; Chordata; Actinopteri; Syngnathiformes; Syngnathidae.